Molecule: messenger RNA, 550 nt
Organism: Anopheles maculipalpis
Lineage: Eukaryota; Metazoa; Arthropoda; Insecta; Diptera; Culicidae
Exons: 4
Coding region: 24-539 (171 amino acids)
Biological process (GO): positive regulation of voltage-gated potassium channel activity; sleep; regulation of synaptic transmission, cholinergic
Source: RefSeq, a predicted model, not a curated record
ACCGAGACGAUCAGCGAGACAAAAUGAGCAAAUUCUAUUCGAUUUUUAUGCAAAUUUGUGUGAUCGCCGCAUCGAUGCAGACCGGACUUAGCAUCAAAUGCUACAACUGUGACUCAACCAGCAACGAGGAAUGUAUGGACCUGAAGCGAAACUCUGCCAUCGUCGCCGAGACAUGUACGCCAAGUAAAAUGGCGGCCACAACCGGUAACUGGCUGGCGGAUCUGACCCGCAUCGAGUACUUUGGCGGUACGGAAAUUACGGUCCCGAUGGUGUGCCAGAAAAUCGUCGCUUCUAAUGAAAAUGGCGACACAAUGACGUACCGUGGCUGUCAGCUGGACGGUGGUAAAACCGAUCCCUGUCAGAUUGCGUACGGCAAAGCGAAGCUUCAGCGUGGCGUCAAGAUCGAAUCCUGCUCAAUCUGCAAGGAUGAUGGCUGCAAUGGUGCACCACCCCGGUUGGCAGGUCGGCCAACGGUUUGGUUCCUUGCCGGUAGCGUGCUUGCCCUGUUCGGAUUCACAUCCCGACGACUGUUUCUGUAAAACGUACUCAU